This is a messenger RNA of Closterium sp. NIES-65, 3417 nucleotides long. NCBI's taxonomy places the organism in Eukaryota, Viridiplantae, Streptophyta, Zygnematophyceae, Desmidiales, Closteriaceae. The record is from the annotation of a GenBank genome assembly.
AUGCGACGAUUAUGCACACCUGCCGUCACAAUGGGGAGGCUUAGAGCAGGCGCGAGAGUACGAGGCCUGGUUCUGUCAUUGUUGAUUAUAGCCGUUCUCUUCUUCUGCCAAACCAUUUUCGCGCGAGGCAUUCCAACGAUUAGUCAAUACGGACACGCGUCUCGACAAGCAUCGCGGGUUCCGUGCUACGGAGAAGGAUGUCUGCCGGUGCGGCGGCAGCUAAGCCUGGCGGAUUUUUUCAAGCGGUGGUUCGGCGGAUGGCGCAAGCCCGGCAAGCAGAACAAUAAACGGCCUCCCAUUCGCGUCCUCCCAGGUAACAAGACUCUGGGGCUGAACUCCCUCCGGCGCAUGACGCUCAACUCGCGCGCGCAGUUCAACCCCGUGUCGCGCUACCUCACGACCAACCUCAACUUCGACCCCACCACCGGCGCGCCCGUGUGGGACGUAGUAGGCUCCUUCGGCGUCGCGUCGCAGUACGCGGAUCCGCCGGACCAGGGCCUUUGCAGCACGUGCUGGGCGUUCGCCGUGGCGGGCGCCGUGGAGGGCGCGUACUACGCGUUCACGAACGCGCUGCCGGCGCGCACGACGCUGUCGGUGCAGCAGCUUCUGGACUGCACGGCCGGCAGCUGCUGGGGCGGGUAUCCCGAGGACGCGCUGCAGUACAUCGCGCAGAGCCGACUGGGGACGAACGCGGAGUACUCGUAUAGCGCCAUGGAGGGCACGUGCCUUGCUAGCUCCAUCGUGCGCGGCGAGACGGUGCGCAUCACGCUGUACGAGCAGGUGCCGCUGCCGGGCGCGCUGGGGCUCAUGCUCGUGGUGCAGACGCAGCCCGUGAUCGUCACCAUCCGGGCCUCGCACCCUACCUUUGUUGAUUAUGAGGGCGGGAUAUACAGUGACGACGAGUGCUUCGACCCGGACAACCCCGAGCUAGACCACGUGGUGCUCGUCGUGGGGUACCACUACAGCGGCCCCUCCGCACCAGAUAAUUACUUCCUCAUCCGCAACAGCUGGGGCGUGUCGUGGGGCGAGGGCGGGUACAUGCGCAUCGGCAUGAGCUUCAAAUACGGCGGCAUGUGCGGCAUGACGUACCAGCUCGGCCUGUAUCCUGUCAUUGACCCAACGACGCGUGCAAGCUCGUGCAUCGCUAGCUGCGGCGGAGGCACGUGCGAGAUGCUGGCGGACCGGAACACCAGCACGGGCAGCACAGGCAGCACAGGCAGCACUGGUGGCACGGGCAGCACGGGCACAACUGGGAGCACCGGCACUGCUGGUACGGCUGGCACGGCUUCCACUGCUGCUGCUGCGACUAUGUUCUCUGUAGCCAGUACGGCAGGAGACGAGGGAGUGGACGAGAACGACGACCAGGGCCUCGCAUCCGUCGCUCCCUAUUCCUCCUACUCGACAUCGCCGCGGCCUCGCUCCGCGCGGCAGGUGACUGCGCGGAACAACGUGGAGUUUGCGCGCACGCGGCUGCGCCAGUGGAUGAGCAAGGCGGGCAGCGGGGCUAAGCCGGGCGGAGGAGGCGCAGGGAGAAUCUCUACCGCGGCUGCAGGUAGCACCGGCAGCAGUGGCAGCAGUGGGAACACUCAGAGCAUCGGCGGCAGUGGCAGCACUGCAAGCGGUGGCAGCAGUGGUAGUGCUGGCAACACAGGAGCAACGGAAAGCGCUGGCAGCACCGUUAGUAGUGGCAGCAGUAGCAGUGCGGGUACUAGCAGCGGUGGUGAUUCGAAGAGUACUGGCAGCACUGGGAACAGUGAGAGUGCCGGCAGCAGUGGCAGCAGCAGCGGCACAGGCUCGACAGGAGAAGUCAGUUCUACAGGCGGGGGAGACAGUGGUAAUACGGGUAAUCUGGGCAGCACCGGCAGCACUGUUUCUGGUGGCAGCGCCACCGACAGCAGUGGCAGCACGAGCGGCACGGGUAGCGGAAAGGGCUCGGAUACCAAGGGUAACACGGACACCAGCGGCGGCACUGGUGGCACUGUCAGCAUCGGCAGCACUGUUUCUAGUGGCAGCGUUACUGACAGCACUGGCAGCGCCACCGACAGCAGUGGCACCACGAGCAGCACAGGAAGCGGAAAAGGCUCGGAUACCAAGGGUAACACUGACACCGGUGGCAGCACUGUCAACACUGACAGCGCCGGGAAUCCUGGGAAUGGGGAUAAAGCGACUGGUGCGGACGUCACGGGCAGCUCUAAGAGUUCUGGCAACACCGCAAGCAACGGGAAAACCGGAAGCAGCGGCAAUACCGGCAACACAGGGAACACUGGCAGUGGCGGUGGUAGCAGCGGCGGAGGGGGGGGUUCGUCUUCCCUGGUUGGGGGAACCAGCGCGGGCGGGAGCGGGGGCUCAACAGGCUCUGUCAGGAAGUCCCCGCCGAGAUCCAAGUCACCGCCGCCGCCGCGGGGCCCGGGGGCGGGCGUGGCUCCGUAUUUCGAGCAGAUUGACCCGUGCAAGCCGCCAGAGCCGCUGCCGACGUAUGGCGGGUACCAGUGUGUGUGCGCGAAUGGGCUUACUGUGGUGAACAACAAGGACGGCAGCCAGGCAUGCGUGCUCGAGGACGUGUGUGGCGUGUUCAAGAUGAACCCGUGUGGCAAGGGCACAUGCAUGAACGUGGGCGAUGGCACGUACACCUGUGUGUGCCCCACUGACUUUGUCCUCAGCCAGUACAGCUCCGGAGCCACCACCUGCAUCCCCAGGGCAACGGGCCCUGUGACGACGUACGUGACGCAGGCGGGCGACUCGUGCUACGCCAUCUACUCCAUGUUCGGCCUCACCCACUCCGACUUCCUCGACCAGAACGAGGGCGUGGACUGUACCAAUCUGCAGCCAGGCAUCCUCCUCAACGUCUCUGCUCCUAACCCCACGCUCGUCUGCAUCACACAUUACCCCAUCUCGGCAGCGGACAGCCUAGCAACGGACUGCACCGCUCUGGAGGCCAAGUUCGGAGUCAACCUCACAGACCUCAACCCAGGCCUCAACUGCGCUCAGCUCAUUCCUGGACAGCAGGUGUGUCUGGAGCGAGCAGUGAACGUGGAUGGCGCGAGCAACUACCAGCUGUGCACAGAGUACCACGGCAUUGCAGCGGGCGACACGUGUGCCAGCAUCAUCGCUGCUGCGUCCAUCUCCUGGCUCACGCUCUACCGCCUCAACCCGGGUCUGCUCUGCGACAACCUCAACCCGCUCAUGCAGCAAGAGGUGUGUGUGGCGGGGGUGCCUCUCGGCGCGGUGGCGUGCGGCUCAGUGCGGUCGCGCGCGAUCCGCAACAUCAAGUACACGGUGCAGCUGGGUGACACGUGCGGGUCACUCAUCCUCAACAAUUUCAAGCGCAACGCCACGCUCGUGCCCAUGCUCAACCGCGGAUGGAUCUGCCGUCCCAACAACCUCUUCCGGGGCAUGCCCCUCUGCGUUCCCAUCUGA